CUUUUUCUACCCAACAGCCUGUCUCUGACCAUAUGCGCAUCUCGACGUAAUUCAGUGCCGAGACUAAGCAUAUUGUAUGCUAAUCUUUCAUUCAAAUUGAUAGGAAGCCUUCGAAAGCGCUCGCCCUUGUCUUUCUUCUCAAGUCUCCUCGAAUAGACCCUUAAAGACCCAGCUUGGGCACCCCCCAACGGCAUCUCUACAUUACAUCAUAAACACUUCGCGCAAUGUCCAGAAACCUACUUGAUGUAGCUGCCGAGCUUGGUAGCGAGGAAGAGGAUGAGGACUUUGAUGAGGAGGGAAAUGAAGGUGAGGGCCCAAGGAGGAAAACGAAUGGCAUGAACAGUGGCAUGGAUGAUUCUAGCGAAGAGGAGGACGAUGAUGAUGAUGAAGAGGAGGCCGCGAAGAUUCGCGAAGGUUUCAUUGUCGAUGAGGACGAAUAUGAUGAUGACAGGGCGGCGCGGCGACGUGAAAAACGGAAGCGCAGAAGGGCUGAGCGUGAAGAGGAAGAAGCUGCUCUCGACGAAGAGGACCUGGAUCUCAUCGGUGAAGCAAAUCCUGAACUCGAACAGAGAAAACAAGCAAAGUCGAAAUUCAAGCGACUUAAGCGCGGUCACCGAGAUGAAGAGGCCCCCGCCGGUCCGCGUGGUGUAGACGAGAUAUUCUCUGAUGACGACGACGAAGCUGGAGACGACGAUCGUCGCCCAUUGCAUGAUGGUCGGGGUAUCCAAGAUGAGUUCGCAGAUUUCAUCGAAGAAGACGAAUUUGAGGAUGAUGUCGCCCGUGCCCUUGAAGAAGAACGUGAGGUGGCUCGGCCUGGCACCAAAGGCUACUCUGGUCUCGCUGGUAUCGAAGAGUCCGGACUCGACGAAGCUUCUUUGGAAGAUAUGCGUGCAGCCUUUGGGACCGGACACGAGUACGACUGGGCAUUGGAUAUACAAGACGAGGAAGACUUUCGUGAGGAAGGUGGUGAAAAGCAGCUCGAGCUUAAACAUGUCUUCGAACCAUCCGAGCUUAUUGAUCGUAUGCUUACGGACGAAGACAAUGAAAUCAGGCGCAAAGACGUACCAGAACGAUUCCAAGUUGCUCGAAAGCCUUUCAAAGAGCGCGACUACACCAAUGAGGCGGGAUUACAGCUGCUACAGGAGGAGGCUCAAUGGAUUUCCAAUCUUCUACUUCCCAAGAAACGUCUCGCAAGUGGAUACGUUGAUCCGUUCAAACAGUCGGUACGAAAGGUCCUCGACUUCAUGGUCGUGGAAGACUACGAGGUACCGUUCAUCUUUCAGCACCGCAAAGACUUCCUUAUCCAUUCCGCCGCCGAAGAUGGCGAGGAUGAUCGGCCUGAACGACUUCUAUCCCAGGAUGAUCUUUGGGAAAUUUUCGAACUUGAUCUGAAGUUUAGAGGUCUGGUAGAAAAACGCGAAGCAUUGCAAGCAACGUAUGAAGGGUUGAAGAGCAUCACUGGAAGCACCGACGUUGUCUUCGAAGACAUGAUAAUUGAAGCAGUCACCAUGGAAGAGAUUCAGGACAUUCAAGAAUAUCUGCACUUUCGCUACGCUGGCGCCACCAAAGACCUAUCCCUGAUCCAAUCCGAGACUAAUGGGUCACAAAAACGCGCACAGUCAGCCAAGUCCAUGUUUGAGAGGAUACGCUCUAGCAACGUAUAUAAUUUUGUUCGAGCAAUCGGCAUUACGUCAGAGGGUUUCUCAACCAAUAUGUCGUCUCCAGCGAAACCUCACUCUUAUACCGAAGAUGUCACGGAUCAUCCCGAAGACCUGGCCGAUGCUUCACUUGAACUCCCAGAAUUUUCCACUGGCCAACAAGUCCUUCGAGCUGGGAAAGCCAUGUUCGUUGAGGAAGUCAUACUAAACCCCAGAAUUCGAAAAUAUGUGCGAAUUAAUUUCUACGAACAGGGUCUCAUUGACUGUGUCCGCACGGAGAAAGGACUGCGGCACAUCACUGAAGACCAUCCGUACUACGCAUUCAAGUAUCUUCGAGCUCAAGAUAUCGCCGCCAUGGUUCGCAGCCCAGAACUAUACUUGCGUAUGCUCAAGGCAGAACGAGAGGGUUACGUGGAAGUCAAGUUUCGCCUUGCCAAUGCCAAGUCCAUGAAGGAGAGGAUGUACCAAAAUAUUGAAUCCGACAACGUUAGUGAGGUUGCUGAUGCAUGGAAUGCUCUACGACGUGAGGUGGUCGGCACGGCGCUAACAAAAUUGGAGAAAAUUGUUGCAAAAGGUGUUAAAGAGACACUCAAGGCCGAGUGUGAGAGCCACCUUGCCAGAGCGUGUCGUGAGCGAUACGGCGAGAAGCUCGACCAGGCACCGUAUAAACCCAAGGGGAUGAUGCUCGGAACCACUCCACGUGUACUGGCCUUGUCGAACGGGAGGGGUGUUCCUGGGCGCGAUGCUAUCUGUUGGGCAUGGGUUGAAGAUAAUGGACGUGUUCAGGAAAACGGCAAGUUCGUUGACUUGAGACUUGGCAACCCGGACAAGUAUAUUCCUGACGGUAAAGACGUGGCGAACUUGAUAGAGCUCGUGAAGCGUCGCAAACCCGAUGUCCUGGCCGUGUCCGGAUUUUCAGUCGAGACGAAGAAACUCUUCAAAGAGCUUCAGGACAUUAUUGACAAAUUCGAUAUCCAAGGUCCUGAGUAUGAGAAUGAGGAUGGGCACGACGUGACCGACAAGCUUGAGGUCAUUAUUGUAAACGACGAGGUUGCACGGCUAUAUCAUAACUCCAAGCGAUCGGAAUUGGAAUAUCCAGGUCUGCCGCCAACGACAAGGUACUGUAUUGCCAUUGCGAAAUAUCUUCAGAGUCCAGUCAAAGAGUACGCUUCGCUUGGUGUAGACAUUACUACGAUACCUUUCGAUCCUAAUCAAGAUCUGGUUCCCCCGGAACGACUCCUGAAGAUUUUGGAAUCUGCUAUGGUUGAUAUUGUUAAUCUAGUGGGUGUCAAUAUCGAUGAAGCGAUAAAUGAUCCGUAUACAGCGAAUCUGCUGCCGUACGUCUGCGGUCUCGGGCCACGUAAGACUAUACAGCUCACAAAAGCGAUCAAUGCCAACGGUGGUGUCGUGAUAUCCAGAUAUGAAUUGCUAGGAGUUGAUGACAGUAGCGAGAAGAGUUUGUUACCGGCUGUGGGUGCUAAGGUGUUUGCCAACUGCGCCAGCUUUCUAUACCUCGACUACGACCCCACAGAAGCAGAAUCUGACUAUCUAGAUAACACACGUGUCCAUCCCGAAGAUUACGACAUCGGACGGAAAAUGGCUGCUGACGCACUAGAGCUGGACGAGGAGGACAUAAAGCAGGAGGUCGAUGACGGAGGUGCAAGUGCAGUUAUACGCCGCAUGGUCCGUGAGAAGGAGGAGGAGAAGGUCAAUGAACUUGUCCUCGAGGAGUACGCUGUGCAGCUCGAGUCAAAGUUCCAUCAACGAAAGCGAGCCACCUUGGAAACGAUCCGGGCAGAAUUACAGUCGCCUUACGAAGAACUACGCCGCAACUUCGCUCUCCUCAAUUCCGAUGACAUAUUCACUAUGCUCACAGGAGAUACCAAGGACUCUCUUACCGAAGGCAUGGUUGUCCCUGUGGUGAUUAGGAGAGCUUUUGCGGAUCACAUUGAAGUCAAGCUCGAUAAUGGCAUUGAAGGGGCUGUGUCUGAGAGUGAAUUUCCUGAAGGGGUAGGACUUGACCGUGGUGGCGCCGAUGUACGCUCCGUUUUCCAGACCAACCAGACCGUGCAAGCGAAGAUCGUGUUCAUCAACCGGAAGCAAUUUACUGUGCAGUUAUCCCUCCGAGAGGAGGCCUUACGUCGACCAUACAAGAAAGAUCUUGAACGUCCGCCAUCAGAGUGGGAUGAGGCACAGGAAGCUCAAGAUAAGAAAAACGCGCAAAAGGCUAAGGAAGAAGUCUCUGGACGAGCACAGCGCGUUGUCAACCACCCUCUCUUCUUCAGCUAUAAUGCUGCUCAAGCUGAAGAGUAUCUUGGAUCAAAGGAAGCAGGCGAAGUGGUCAUAAGGCCAUCGUCAAAAGGUCUUGACCAUUUGGCGGUGACUUGGAAAGUGGCAGAUAAUGUUUAUCAGCACAUAGAUGUCCUCGAGUUAGACAAGGAGAAUGAAUUCUCCCUGGGAAGAACGCUGAAGGUUGGUGGCAAAUAUACUUACUCUGAUCUGGACGAACUCAUCGUCAACCAUGUCGAAUCGAUGGCCAAAAAGGUUACGGAGAUGACCAAGGAUGAGCGCUUCCAAAAAGGAAGUCGAGCCCAGACAGAACAAUGGCUAAAGACUUAUACUGAGGCGAAUCCAAAGCGGUCCAUGUAUGCUUUCUGCAUCAUGCCUAAGUUCCCGGGCUACUUCCAGAUAUGCUUCAAAGCUGGCCAAUACGCAGACCUGGGGUCGUGGCCUAUCAAAGUCAUCCCUAACGCAUUUGAGCUCAAACAUGUCCAAUACCCCGACAUGCGGGCACUCAAAAAUGGAUUCAAAUUGCUCUUCUCGGCGGAGUCGGCCCCUCGCCGUUGAGAAUAUGCGCGCAUGUAUUAUAUACGAACUAUCUAGACGGCUUCUGGUUUUAACGCUCGGCAUUUCAACGUGUAGCAUGCUUUCACGGCGUUUGAAUGGUACCAUAGGCUUGGCAGUUGGAAAAGCUAGGAUUAACUUACUUAGUGCUACGACAUGGCAAAGAUCGCAAUUCAUCAGAAAGUAUUCUUAAUUAUUCAAAGUGACCGGUUUGAAUUGACCAGUCGCCAACGAGCACACUUAAGCGCGCCCGUGCUCUUUCGAUCUAAUUAGAAUAGAUACUUUUGGUCACAAUU
Molecule: messenger RNA, 4798 nt
Organism: Pseudovirgaria hyperparasitica
Lineage: Eukaryota; Fungi; Ascomycota; Dothideomycetes; Acrospermales; Acrospermaceae
Product: transcription elongation factor-like protein spt6
Exons: 4
Coding region: 225-4505 (1426 amino acids)
Biological process (GO): transcription elongation-coupled chromatin remodeling; nucleosome organization; mRNA transcription by RNA polymerase II
Cellular component (GO): transcription elongation factor complex
Molecular function (GO): histone binding; nucleosome binding; DNA binding
Source: RefSeq, a predicted model, not a curated record